Messenger RNA from Neomonachus schauinslandi (Hawaiian monk seal), 1671 nucleotides. It is a transcript of the gene NPY5R, whose product is annotated as neuropeptide Y receptor Y5. Gene Ontology annotation, biological process: G protein-coupled receptor signaling pathway. The record is from RefSeq and is a predicted model, not a curated record. Gene Ontology annotation, cellular component: plasma membrane; neuron projection. NCBI's taxonomy places the organism in Eukaryota, Metazoa, Chordata, Mammalia, Carnivora, Phocidae. Gene Ontology annotation, molecular function: neuropeptide Y receptor activity; neuropeptide binding. The coding region runs from base 15 to 1355 and encodes 446 amino acids. The transcript has 2 exons.
UGAAUAGCUAUAAAAUGGAUUUAGAACUCCAGGAGUUUUAUAACAAGACCCUUGCCACCGAGAACAAUACUGCUGCCACUCGGAAUUCUGAUUUCCCGGUCUGGGAUGACUAUAAGAGCAGUGUGGAUGACUUGCAGUAUUUUCUGAUUGGACUUUACACAUUUGUAAGUCUUCUUGGUUUUAUGGGCAAUCUACUUAUUUUAAUGGCUCUCACGAGAAAACGUAAUCAGAAGACUAUGGUCAACUUCCUCAUAGGAAAUUUGGCCUUCUCUGAUAUUUUGGUUGUGCUGUUUUGCUCCCCUUUCACACUGACCUCUGUCCUGCUGGAUCAGUGGAUGUUUGGCAAAGUCAUGUGUCAUAUUAUGCCUUUUCUUCAAUGUGUGUCCGUUCUGGUUUCAACUUUAAUUCUGAUAUCAAUUGCCAUCGUCAGGUAUCAUAUGAUAAAACAUCCUAUAUCUAAUAAUUUAACAGCAAACCAUGGCUACUUCCUGAUUGCUACCGUCUGGACACUAGGUUUUGCGAUUUGCUCUCCCCUUCCAGUGUUUCACAGUCUGGUGGAACUUCAGGAAACAUUUGGCUCAGCAUUGCUGAGCAGCAGGUAUUUAUGUGUUGAGUCAUGGCCAUCUGAUUCGUACAGAAUUGCUUUUACUAUCUCUUUAUUGCUAGUUCAGUAUAUUCUGCCCUUGGUGUGUCUCACUGUAAGUCAUACCAGUGUCUGCAGGAGUAUAAGCUGUGGGUUGUCCAACAAAGAAAACAAACUAGAAGAAAAUGAGAUGAUCAACUUAACUCUUCAUCCAUUCAAAAAGAGUGGGCCUCAGGUGAAACUGUCCAGCAGCCAUAAGUGGGGCUAUUCAUUCAUCAGAAAACACAGAAGAAGAUACAGCAAGAAGACAGCAUGUGUGUUACCUGCUCCAGCAAGAUCGCCUCAAGAGAACCACUCAAGAAUGCUUCCAGAAAACUUGGGUUCCGUAAAAAGUCAGCUCUCGUCAGCCAGUAAGUUCAUACCAAGGGUCCCCACCUGCUUUGAGAUGAAACCUGAAGAAAACUCAGAUGUUCACGAAAUGCGAGUAAACCGUUCUAUCAUGAGAAUCAAAAAGAGAUCCCGAAGUGUUUUCUAUAGACUGACCAUAUUGAUAUUAGUGUUUGCCGUUAGCUGGAUGCCCCUACACCUUUUCCAUGUGGUAACUGAUUUUAAUGAUAACCUUAUUUCAAACAGGCAUUUCAAGUUGGUGUAUUGCAUUUGUCAUUUGUUAGGCAUGCUGUCCUGUUGCCUUAAUCCUAUUCUGUAUGGUUUUCUUAAUAAUGGGAUCAAAGCUGAUUUAAUUUCCCUUAUACAGUGUCUUCAUAUGUCAUAAUUCUCAAUGUUUACCAAGGACAGAACAAAUGUUGGGAUCGUCUAAAACAUCUUAACUCUGUAUGUACAAAAACAAAUUUUAGUAACAUGAAAUUUAAUUUAUGUAUCAGAGUUCUGGAUUUGAAUGUCAGUUCAUAAUAUGUGGAAGAUAACUUAAAUGUGUUAUAUAUAAUAUGAUGAAUUCAUUUAGUUGUAUAAAGUCAGUGUAAAUGCAAUCUAUAAUUUCACUUUAAGAAGUAGUUACAUUAACUUUCAGUUCAUCUUGUCUUGUAAACAAAUGAAUUGUAAUUUUUGUUUAAAAUAAAAGUUGUAUCUAA